Messenger RNA from Uranotaenia lowii, 2742 nucleotides. RefSeq names its product protein Notchless (gene Nle). The transcript has 5 exons. Gene Ontology annotation, cellular component: nucleolus. Gene Ontology annotation, biological process: ribosomal large subunit assembly; Notch signaling pathway. Gene Ontology annotation, molecular function: protein binding. Bases 308 to 1753 code for a protein of 481 amino acids. NCBI's taxonomy places the organism in Eukaryota, Metazoa, Arthropoda, Insecta, Diptera, Culicidae. The record is from RefSeq and is a predicted model, not a curated record.
CUGAGUGCUGUUUUGCGAACCAAAUGAAUUUGGCAAAAGGAGCGUGUUGCACGCAAAUUUGCAAAUUUUACCAAGCUGAGGGGUCCAAUACAGAAAUUGCAGUAGAGUUCAUUUGGUUCAUUUGCAAAUUGGUAAUCGAAAUGAUUGGCAAGCCCCUUGCUCUGUUGAUGUUCAUUUUGACAUUUAAAAAACGAGGUAAACACACGUGCGCGUUGAGAAAAAGUUUUGGUUUUUCCGGCUUUCCCCGUUUUCUGAAAAUAAUUGUUACAUUAAUUCGACAAAUAGUAUAUUUUUGUUAACAUACGACAUGGAAGUUGAUGGCGAAGAAAGUACGCCGAAAACGCAUACGGUACAAGCGCGAUUCGUUUCCGACUCUGGCGAAGAAGCUGGCCCACCACUUGAUCUUCCCAUCAAUGUGACCAAACAGCAGCUGGAGUUGAUAUUAAAUGCAUUGUUGAAAAAUGAAGAGCAGACACCGUAUCUGUUUUUCGUGAAUGAUCAAGAAAUUCAAGAAUCUGUUCAACAAACGCUAGGUUCUGAAUCUUUAGAUGUGGAAAAUGUUCUGGAUGUUGUUUACCAACCGCAAGCAGUUUUCCGGGUGCGACCGGUUACACGCUGUACAAGCUCGAUGCCGGGUCAUGCUGAAGCUGUUGUAUCUUUAGCGUUUAGCCCUAAUAGUUUGCAUUUAGCCAGUGGUUCCGGUGAUACCACACUGAGACUGUGGGAUCUUACCACUGAAACACCACAUUUCACCUGUACUGGUCACAAAAACUGGGUACUUUCUGUAGCUUGGUCUCCAGAUUCCCUGAAAGUUGCCUCAGCGGACAAAACUGGUGAAAUAAGGAUCUGGUGCCCAGAUAGUGGUAAGCUCAUUGGGCGUCCCUUAGUCGGUCACAAAAAGUGGGUAAAUUGUCUAAGCUGGGAGCCUUUCCACAAGAAUCCUGAAUGUCGUUAUUUAGUCAGUGCCGGGAACGACAAUGAUGUUCGAAUCUGGGAUGUAGUUCUGGGUAAUAGUAUAAAGGUGAUAGCUGGCCAUACCGGACCCGUUACUGCUGUUCGUUGGGGUGGUUCUGGACUGUUGUACACGUCGUCGCGAGAUCGGAACAUUAAAAUGUGGCGUGCUGAUGAUGGAGUGUUAUGCAAAACCUUCACUGGACACGCCCAUUGGGUGAAUAAUCUUGCGCUGAAUACGGAUUACGUUCUAAGGACAGGACCGUUCCAUCCCGUGGUUGACAAAAAGAGAUCAUAUUCAGUAUCUGAAAAAACUGAUCAGCAACGGUUGGCAUUAGAGCGAUAUGAAAAAGUUUGCCCCGAUGGAGUGGAAUCAUUCGUGUCUUGUUCUGAUGACUUCACGCUGUACCUAUGGAAGUCAAACCAGAAGCAAUUUAUCACCCGCAUGACCGGCCACCAAAAUGUGGUCAAUGAUGUAAAAUAUUCGCCCGAUGUUAAACUGAUAGCCUCGGCUUCAUUCGACAAAUCAGUACGACUAUGGCGUGCAUCUGAUGGAGCCUUCAUAUGCGCCUUUCGAGGACAUGUACAGGCAGUCUAUACCGUGGCCUGGUCUGCCGAUUCACGUUUACUGCUCAGUGGCAGCAAAGAUUCAACCUUGAAAGUUUGGAGUGUCAAAGAUCGUAAGUUGGCACAAGAAUUGCCCGGACACGCUGAUGAGGUUUUCGGUGUAGACUGGGCCCCCGAUGGAUCGCGUGUUGCUUCCGGUGGUAAGGAUAAAGUGCUAAAACUGUGGUCUUAUUGAGGGUAGUAAACGGUGAUCAAACCGCUACAAAAUAAAAUUCAAUUAAUACAUAAUGUAUGUACGAGACAUUUUAAAACUUGGAUUUUUCAACGUAUACAUCAAAAUCAGCUUCUGUUAAUUCAGAAUAAAAAAUUUGAACCAAAUGUUAUGUUUACACUUAUCUCUUAUACCUAUCACAAAUUCGAUCAGAACAAUAUCAAGAUAAUUUAUUUUAUGUGGUGAUGCUUGCGACAUUUAACCUGUGGUUUAACCGUCUUUGGUAUAAACGUAGAGGUAUAGACAUUUAAAAAUGACUAGUGAUCUGUCCAACAACAGGGAGAUGAAUUUUUAAUCUAUUAAACUAAUAUAGGAAAUGAAAAUCUUAUGCGUUUUCUGUAAAGGGAUCAUGUGACUUUUUUUUCUUCUCUCGAUGAUAUAAUAUUUGAACAUAGCGUAUGGAAUUUAAGAGAAAAAAAUCACACUAUCUAAAACCGUCAUGAAUCAACUGACGAGAGAUUUGUUUGAUUAAAUUCAGAUACAACUGCCCGACUAAAAACAAGAAGAAAAAGCAAUAAAAGUAAUUGCCUGUUUGUUACUUUUCUUAUAGAAACGAGAAAAAUUGUCGAAAAUAAGUAUUAUAUACAAUGUAAGUAAUAUACAGAUAAAAUCGAUAAUUGCAUUUUGAUUAGAUCAUUGAUUUUAAUUGAAAAUUAGAAUUGCAUUAAAAAUGAUAAGAAUGAAAUCAUCGUCAUUUAUAAAUCGGUCGUUGCUGAAUCAUUUCAGUAAAUAUGUAUAUGUAAUUAUAAAUGCUUCAACAAAAUUAACUAGAAAAUUACAAGAAUGCAAUCGAAACACUGCUAGAUGGUUUAGUUAAUUUUCUCUCUCCUCUUUUUGGCUUAGUCAUUCAGCCCAUUGAGCUCGCAUGCAGUCGUCUUUUAAAAUCUGUCGAGCAAGUACAGUUAGAUUCGAAAUCAAAUUUUGAUUUGUUGCAUCAGAUCAAAGACAUAGGU